Molecule: messenger RNA, 1996 nt
Organism: Trichechus manatus latirostris (Florida manatee)
Lineage: Eukaryota; Metazoa; Chordata; Mammalia; Sirenia; Trichechidae
Gene: SNX31
Product: sorting nexin 31
Biological process (GO): intracellular protein transport; endocytic recycling
Cellular component (GO): early endosome
Molecular function (GO): phosphatidylinositol binding
Source: RefSeq, a predicted model, not a curated record
AUGAAGAUGCACUUCUGUAUCGUGUCCCAGCAGCGGCCCGAUGAGCUGGGGGGCCGCUACGUGCUGUACUCUGUGUACCUGGACGGGUUCCUCUUCUGCCGGGUGCGCUACAGCCAGCUGCAUCGUUGGAACGAACAGCUGAGGCGGAUCUUUGGAAAUUGCCUGCCGCCCUUUCCACCAAAGUACUAUCUCGCAAUGACUGCGUCGAUGGCUAAUGAGAGGAGGGACCAGUUGGAACAAUAUUUGCAAAAUCUAACCAUGGACCCAAACGUGUUGAGAAGUGAUGUCUUCGUUGAUUUUUUAAAACAGUUACAGCUGGAUCCCAUCCAGGAUACCUCGUUACAAAGCACGUUUAACAUCACCGCCAAGAGCACCUCUCUGGAUAUAUUUCUGCCUGAUGGAAAGAGCAUUAAAAUAGAAAUUGUAACAUCAGAUACUGCUGAAAGAGUCCUAGAGGUAGCGUCACACAAAAUUGUACUGUGUCGGGAGCUCUUGGGCUACUUCGGCCUUUUUCUUAUUCGGUUUCACAAGGACGGCAAGCUCUCUGUCGUGAAAAAAAUGGCAGACUUUGAACUCCCUUAUGUUAGUCUUCAAAGUUCUGAAGUGGAAAACUGUAAGGUUGGACUCAGAAAGUGGUAUAUGGAUCCAUCCCUUGACUCCAUGCUGAUGGACUGCAGAACGGCUGUAGAUUUGAUCUAUUUGCAGGCAAUACAGGACAUUGAAAAGGAAUGGGCCAAACCCACACAGGCGCAGAGGGAGAAAUUAACAGCUCUUCAGAAGGAAGACAAUCAGACAAAGUUUUUGGAGCUGUCUCGAGAGGUACAGCACUAUGGAUACUUGCAGCUGGAUCCCUGUACCUGUGAAUAUCCAGAACCAGGCUGUCUGGCUGUUGUUUCUGUCGGCAAUAAUGAAAUCAGCUGCCACAUAACCCUGCCUGAUGACCAGACCCAGGAUGUCAUUUUCCAGAUGAACAGGGUCAAGUGCUGGCAGGUCACUUUCCUUGGGACUCUACUGGAUAUGGAUGGGCCCCAGCAAACUCUCAACCAGAACUUAGAGCUCAGAUUUCAGUACAGUGAGGACAGUUGCUGGCAGUGGUUUGUUAUUUACACCAGACAGGCUUUUUUGCUGAGUAGCUGCUUGAAAAAGAUGAUCUCAGAAAAGAUGGUAAAGCUAGCUGCAGAGAAUCCAGAAAUGCAGAUUGAAGUUCCAGAACAAGGCAAAAGUAAAAGAAACCACAUUCAACAAAGUCAGUGGAAAAACUAUUCUAAUUUUCUACUAAGAAAAAGCAAGAUUUCCAUUAAGGUAGCUGAAGAUGACUGUAUCUUUGGGACCAUAAAGGAAGAAGAUCUUUGAAGAGAAAGUCUCACUUUUUAAAAUGUCCUCUAAGGCUAUCUCGAGACUGUUAAGGGCUUGGGGGUUGAAGGUGGGCUUCCUUACUUUCUACCAAUUGAAGAAAUUUGACUUCCUCCCAUGUUUCAGCCACUAAGAUUUUUUGGCACUAAAUUUUAUUUAUCAAGGCUCCUGCAACAUAGAUAAAGUUCUAUGUAGGAAAAGUUAUACAGUUUAUUUUUAAUGAAAUGGCAAAUCCAUAUCAAGUAAUAUGAAGCUCAUUCAAUUGUUUCCCUAAAAUAAAUGUUUACCUGGUUUCAUUCUGAUAUUACAUGAAUGAAAGACUCAUUAUGAAACAUAAAUGCAGUGAGUCUAGAAUGUUUACAUCUUAGAUGUACUCUAGCAUGGAGAUAAGGAAACUUAAUGACUGCUUAGUUUUAAAUACUGCAACUGUUAAUAAUUGUACUGUGAAGGCAUUUGGUGGCAUUAUAAUAGGACACAUUAGGUAGGACAUUUGUCCCGUAUAGUCUUGUGAGCCUGUUUAUUUGGGAUUAAGUUAUGUUCUAAAGACAUGACUCAUCAGUGGAGAAAAAUAGGGCUCCUUCUAAGAAAUGGAAUCAUUGAAAAAGAAAUCUGGACUUCACAGAUCCAUCCAAGAAUCACAGCA